Dictyostelium discoideum AX4 is the source of this 3693-nucleotide messenger RNA. RefSeq lists its product as hypothetical. The transcript has 2 exons. NCBI's taxonomy places the organism in Eukaryota, Evosea, Eumycetozoa, Dictyosteliales, Dictyosteliaceae. The record is from RefSeq and is a predicted model, not a curated record. Bases 1 to 3693 code for a protein of 1230 amino acids.
AUGAAUAAUGAUGCCGAUAUUCCAACUCUUUUUGAACAUACCAGAAUAGGAGGAACUGUUUCUAUGGAUAAAUAUAGUCAAAUUUUAAACGAUAAUGAAUCAUAUUUACAAGAUUUCUCAUUCAGUGCAAGUACAAAUGUUCUCGUUGGAAUUAAUGGAAAUCAACAAACAUCAUCAUCAAUCAAUCCAGCACAAUUAAAUAUGUCACAAUCACAACAACUUUUUCAACAAUAUUUUAAUACAGCACCAACAACCAAUACUCCAUUAAAUCAAUCACAACAACAACAACAACAAAUUGCACAACUUCAAAGUCAAGUGCUACAACUAAUACAACAACAACAACAACAAUCACAAUCAACACCAAUUUCACCACCACAAAGUUUACCACAAUAUCAAUCACAAUCGUCACCAGCUCAACCACCAACAAACUAUACUGAUAAUAGUUAUAAUGUACCAUCACCAACACAAGAUUUAAUGUCAUUAUUUCAACAAUCACAAAAUCAAAAUCAAGUUCAACCAUCUCCACAACUACUACUUCAAGCUUUACAACAACAACAACAAAUUCAACUUCAACAACAAUUACAACAACAACAACAGCAACAACAACAAACUCAACAACAAAAUGGUAUUCCAUCAUUACAACAAAUUCAACAACAAAUUCAAGCAUUCCAAGCACAAAAUCAAUUACCACUCAAACAACAACAACAACAACAACAACAACAACAACAACAAAUACCAGAUAAUAGUAAUAACAAUAAUAAUAAUAAUAAUUAUAGUGUACCAAAUUAUUCACCAGUUACAAAUUUGGAUCAUAUACCAUCAUCCCCAUUAUCAAAUAAUUCAAUUCCAUCAUCUCCAUAUCAAAAUCCAAAUGCACCAUCAUUACAAAUUGAUGAGAUUGCAAUGAAUAAUUCAUUACAAAAGUUUGCUCAAACCUAUAAUACUAUUGAACAUCAACAACAACAAUUGAUGUCACAACCAUUACAUAGAGUCACUGGUAAUCUAACAAACUCUAUUGAAGAGGAUGAUGAGGAUGAUAAUGGAAAAUUAAAGAAAAAGAAAUCCAAAUCAUCACCAAUUCCAACCAGUAGUUCAGCCAAAGUGAGACCAACAUCGAGUUCACCAGUUUCAAGCUCAAAAAUGACUACCAAAUCUAAAGAGUUGACACAAAAAGAAAAGAGUUCAGAAAAGGUUAGAAAAGCAAUUGAAGAACAUAAGAAAAGACUCUCUUUACCAUACGAUAUCCCAACCAUUGAAUUUUUACCACGUGAUUUAAUUCCUGAGCCAAAUUCAGUUACCAACAAUCAUAUCAUCACACCACCAACAGUCAUUAAAUUAAAUUUACCACAAAGUAAAACCGAUUUCUCAAACUACUGGGUCACAGCUCGUUUAACUGAAAAAGAUAAAUUCAAAAUCGAUUAUACCAAAGAACACUUUGAAUGGGAUGGUUAUGCAACUUUUAACAUUAAAAUCGAGAAACCAAAGGGUAAUGAAAAAACAGAAUUCUUUAAAAUUCGUUAUGACCUCUUUUGUGAAGAUCAAGAUGGUAAUCCAUUGUAUUUAGGAAACAUUAUCUCUGACCAAAUUCGUUAUUGUUAUCAUACAAGUUCAUUACCAAAUCCAAAGAUCGAAUUCAUUUCACCAUCAAUGGUUAAUCCAUUGGCAUUGGUUCCAAAGUUAGAAUUAAAUUCUUCAUUCUUUAAACAUGGUGAUGCCCAUCCAUUGGUGGUUUUAUUCCUUGACAAACAUGGUAAACAAGUUCUUCAUCAUCAAAGACCUGCCAAAAGUAAUUGGACCUCUGAAUGGUCUAUUAAUAUUGAAACUCCAGUUUUACCACCUGGUUCAUAUAGAGUUUUCGCUGUUUAUUUAAAAAAGAAUGAAGAAAUUACUCCAUCAUUAAUUAAUAAUUUAAAUCAAGAUUUCUCUUGUAUGAUUUAUUAUUCUGAUAAUACAAUUAUUAAUUCAACAAAUUUAAUUAAUAAUUUAAAUAAUAAUAAUGGUAAUGGUGGUGGUGGUGGUAAUAAUAAUAAUGGUAAUAAUAAUAAUAAUGGUAAUAAUGAUAAUAAUAAUAAUGGUAAUAAUGAUAAUAAUAAUAAUAAUAAUAAUAAUGGUAAUAAUGAUAAUUACUUUGGUGGUAAUAAUGGUGGUAAUGAUGGAUUUAGUUUUAAUAAUUAUUCAUUAAAUGUUAAUGGUGGUAAUAAUAUUUUUUAUAAGAUUUAUAUUGAAAUUAGUAAAUGUGAAGAAUCUCAAUUAUCAAAAUAUGAAACCUAUAGAAAUAUUACUAAUGAAGUUAAUGGUGAUUCAUUGUUAAUGUAUUCAAUUUUAUCAAAUGAUUUAUCAACAUUUAAAAAGUUACUCUUAUUAAAGACAAAUAUUGCCAUCAUGAAUAAUGCUCACUUUAAUGCCUUACAUUAUGCAGCUUAUUCUUCAUUACAAAGAGAGGAAUUCUUUGAAAUAUUAAUUUCAUCAAAAGAUCAUCAUUCUGCAACUUCUUUAGAAACCUGUAUAAACACUCCAAAUCAAAUUGGUAAAUAUGUCAUUCAUAUGUUGGCCGAAAUUAAAAAUACAACUGCUAUCAUCAACUUAUUGAAUAGAUACCCAACCAUGUUCAAUAUGGUUGAUGCUCGUGGUUUCAUCGCUUUACAUUACUUUGUUAUGCAUCGUGAGGAAAUGGGCUCUUGUAAAUUAAUUGAUUUCUGGGAAAAUAAUCUCUCAACAACUAUUUCAUCACCAAAUACUGGUUUAACUUGCCAAACCUAUAGCUCCGGUAUGAAUGUUUUACAUUUAGCAUGUGCAAUGGGAAAUGUAAAGAUUGUAAAUAGAUUAUUGAAAACUCGUGCUUUCGAUUUAUAUCAACGUGACAACAAAGAGGAAUUAUGUAUUCAUAAAGCAAUUGGUAAUCAAAAAUUCGAUGUCAUUCGUUUACUUAAAUUCAUUGGCUUUGAUAUUAGUUUGGUUUUAGAUGAAAUAAAAUCUGUUCAAGAUGAUCUCGAAUCCUAUGAUGAAGAUGAAUUAGCUUUCACAAGUAGAUGUCAAUUAGAUUAUAUCACUAAAUCUUAUACUCAAAUCACUCCAAGUAUGAGAGAAUCUUCAGUUAACUCUAAUAAUACUACUAGCAACACCAGCGAUCCAACCGUUGAAGAGGAUUUAAUCAAUAGAUUAAUUAAAUUAUCACAUUCAGACUCAUCAUCUCAUACUCCAUCAUUAUCACAUUUACCAAAAUUAUCAUCAUCUUCCUCUUCAGAUACUACAACUCAUUUACUCUCAGAGUCACAAUCUUCCACUGGUGGUAAUGUUACCUAUACAUUUGGUCAUAGUACAAAGAAAUUGGAUGAAAUUCUUGAAAAAUUAGCCAACAAAAUCAAAAAAUUAGAAACUACCAAUAAAACUUUGGAACAAAGAAUUAGUCAACAAGAAGAGAAACAAAGAGAUUCAAAUGACCCAACUGAUGAAACUUAUUUAGAUGCUAUUAAUAUGUUUGUAAAAAACAACUCCAAUCAAACCUAUCAACGUAUUGAUAAGAAGACUGGUAAAACUGUUAUACUCUCUUCUGAAAGUAUGAAUGCCUUUAAAGAUAAUUGUAAAUUCCUUCCUUCAAAUAUUAUUGGUAAAAUUAUUUCUUCCACUGAAAAAGAUGAUCAAUUAAUUGUUGAUGUUGAUUUCUAUUUCGAAAAUGAACAAGCUUUAGUUUAA